Molecule: messenger RNA, 1700 nt
Organism: Cokeromyces recurvatus
Lineage: Eukaryota; Fungi; Mucoromycota; Mucoromycetes; Mucorales; Mucoraceae
Product: Peroxin-3
Exons: 7
Coding region: 27-1478 (483 amino acids)
Biological process (GO): protein import into peroxisome membrane
Cellular component (GO): peroxisomal membrane
Molecular function (GO): protein-macromolecule adaptor activity
Source: RefSeq, a predicted model, not a curated record
CCUUCUUUUGCUCUCAUCUUAGGAAAAUGACCUUGAUUACAUCAAUAAAAGAUUACAUAAAACGACAUCGUCAAGGUCUUUUAAUUACUGCUACUAUUGCUGGUGGUGGUUACUUGGCUGGAAAAUAUGCUUCUAAUAAACUUCGAGAUAUUCAAGAAAAGUCUACUGCUGAGAGAUUAGCAAAAGAAAACCUUAAACGUCGAUUUCAACAAAACCAAAAUGAUUGUGUAUUUACUGUAUUAUCACUUUUGCCUACAUUGGGAGAUCAGAUCUUGACAGAGAUGAACAUUGAAAAAGAUUGGGCUAAAUUACAAGAAUCAAGAAAACUUGAAAAAAUCGAAUUAAAAUUAAAACAAGAGAGGGAACAUGCUGCUAUCUUUAAAGAAGAGCAAGAAACGAUGAAUCAGUUAAAGGAGACAACAGUAGAUUCUGUAGUAUUGAUAGAAAAUAAUCAAACGCAGGAAGAGUCGGAACAAAAGAAUAAUAAUAAUCAAACUAUGCUGGAUUCAAGUGUAGGAAGUUUAACUUCUUCAAUUAGCGAAGUAGAUCAACGACCUGCAGGCAUUUUAAGUAAAAAGGAAAAACAUAUUCUCUGGGAAGACAUCAAGUCAAAAAGCUUUAUUCGUACCUUGACAUCUAUUUAUUCAGUCACAUUGUUGACCUUAUUAACUCAUAUUCAAUUAAAUCUAUUGGGUCGAUUUACAUAUAUUUGGUCUGUCUCUAUCCUUAAUAAAAGUGAGCCUACGAUUAGAUUACAACAAGAAGGUGAAGAACCUGAUGUUGGAUUCUUGGAUCCUCAAAUUGAACGUAUGUUUUUGAGUGUAAGUUGGUGGCUACUCCAUCGUGGAUGGAAGAGUUGUGCAAAAAGAGUAGAAGAAGCUGUCAAUGAAAUAGUUUCAAGUAUCCCAUUGAAGAGUACAUUGAAUUAUCAAGAAGCAGAAGAAUUAUUAAGUAAGCUUCGUACACGAAUUGAAUAUGAACAAGACAAUAAGCCAAUUAGUUAUCAAUCAUGGAUGCUGCCUAAUACAGAAGAAGAAGAGUUAGAAUAUAUUCGAAGCGUUGGAUUUGAUGAAGUAUAUGCUAAAGAAAAUACUUCAACUAUUUCCCUUAAAAAGUUAUUAAAUGAAACAAGAGACUUUAUUGAUAGUCCUGACUUUUAUCAAGUAUUAAAUUCAUGUUUAAAUGAAGUAUUUGCUAUCUUUAAUCAUCAUACUUUUGUAACGUCUUUAUUACCUCAAAACAAUUCUUUAAUGUUGGGCAGUAGUAUUCGAGAGCUUUCACCUGCUGAAGUGCUUCAAUUAGAGAAACAGGAAAGUAAAAAGAUGACAUUGGCUAAUCUUUUACCUAUAAUUGGUAGACAGUCUCAUCUAGUCAUUGCUGGAAAUGAAUACUUGAAUGCUUUUGCAUAUAUUAAAGAGUUACAAGCUUUCUCUGCUUUAAUUUACACAUACUAUGGUGAUGAGGUAAAAAUAGCUUAAUAAAGAUUACAUAUAUUCUGAUUUCAUGUUUCGAGUGCUGCUGCAUAUAAAAUUAUAUUUAUUCCUUUUUUUCUUUUUUAAAAGAAAAAAAAAACCUUGAUAUGCUCAAUAAAUCUUGCUUAUAAAAUUUAGCAGAUAAAAUUAUUUUACCUUUGUUUUUAAUGCAGUAUUAUUCGCGUAUUAACCAAAGCACUUGUCCAAAAAAAAAAAAAAAAAAAAAAA